Messenger RNA from Closterium sp. Naga37s-1, 1470 nucleotides. NCBI's taxonomy places the organism in Eukaryota, Viridiplantae, Streptophyta, Zygnematophyceae, Desmidiales, Closteriaceae. The record is from the annotation of a GenBank genome assembly.
AUGGCCGAGGCUUCGGGUCGUGAAGCACCACCGCAGCAACAGGCCAGGCGAACCGACGGCGAUCCCUUCUCUGCGUUCUCCGACAACCUGCUGGGCGCCGUGCUGCUGCGCGUGGCGUGCAACGGCGUCAGAUUCGUUAGCCAGGAUCGUCCUGUGACCGACGAGGAAGAAGCCGAUGCGGCAAGGAAGAUCGACGAGGCCCUCCUUGAGCAGCUCCCCUCUGAGAGCGCGUGGCUGGCCGCAAAUCCCGAGGCUCCCGUUAGGUGUUCGUCGUCGCUGGUCUCGUUCCGCCACGCGCUCGUCUGCAAGCGCUGGUUGCGCGUCGCGCGGUUCGUACAUCCCGCCAUCGUCGUUCCGCUCGAUCGCUUCUUUUCCGCGCGCGCCCUCGCGUCUCUCCUCCGCGCGCCCGCGACCGCGGGGUUCCCCAACCUCCGCCAUCUGCACCUCGCGCCGAACGCGCUGGACACCGUCGAUUCCGCGCUCGUGCGCGCCAUCUGCGCCGGAUCUGGGCCGUCCUUAAUCCACCUCACGCUGCAGCUACACGAUGCCUGGCUGCACGUGACGCGCGCGCGACGGUUCUCUCUUCGUGGGAUUGGCGCGCAGGCGGCGGCAGUGGCGGAAGCGGCGCUAGCGGCGGGGGCGAUCUCGCCGGCCGAUGUCAUCGCCUUGUUCCGCUCUUGCACGCGAUUGGUCAGUCUCGACGUGAACUUUGGGAGAGGGAUUUCCGAGGUUCCCGCUGCCAUCAGCUGCCUGCAGCAGCUCAUGAAGCUCAGCAUGUCCUUUGACGAAGAUGUUACCACGUUACCGGCGGAGAUUGGCAGUUUGGUGCGACUGAAGCGGUUACAAAUCCGGUCGACUUCCCUCGUGCUGCCUGAUUCGUUUUGCGGGCUGUCCUCCUUGGAGCACGUCAGCUUGCGCGGCUGCGAUUUUUCCCAUCUGCCCAGCGACCUCGGGCAGCUCCAAAACCUCAAGAGCCUCACUCUCAAAACCCUGAUGCAGCUCGUCGAGCUGCCCGCCUCCAUCUGCCUCCUCUCCGCGCUUACCACGCUGCGUGACCUCGCCAUUCGAGACAGCGGUCGCCUCAAGCACCUCCCGCAGUCGCUCUCUGCCAGCCGCACGCUCGAGCGCCUCUCGCUCCACAACUGCCAAGCGCUCUCAUCCCUGCCGGACGCCAUGGGCCACAUCCCCACCCUGCAACGCCUCGACCUCAUCUUUCUCGACGCCCUCACGGCCCUUCCGGACUCCCUUGGUCGCGCCUCUCGCCUUCGCGAGCUCAAAGUCGUCAGUUGCAGCCGCCUCGUGGGUCUCCCGCGCUUGGCCUCCGCCAUGUGCUCCCUCGCCCGCCUCACUCUUGACGGUUGCGCUGCGUGGGUGCUGCCCGAGGAUUUCGGGCAGCUGUCGAAUCUUGUCCAGCUGAAGCUGUCCUGCGAGCGACUGACCGCCCUGCCCAGGUUGUUGAGCUGGCAUUGA